AUGGAGGAAUUAUCACCACAACAACAAAAUAUGAAUACACCAAUAUUUGAUGGACACUCUGGUAAAUACAAUAACAAUACAUUCUUGGGUAGAUUUCAGAAUUUCAGAGAUGUAACAGAUCCAAGAUCGAUGUUUGUAAGCGAUCAAGAUGUAAAGGAUUCAUUAGAUUUACUUGAUAGAUUCAAAAAAGGAUUGGUUGAUCCGGUUUCAAAUAACGAUGCAUUGUGGAAGGCUAAAAAGGUUGUCGAUGCCACCAUUCACCCAGAUACUGGUGAUGUCAUCCCAUUAGCAUUCAGAAUGUGUUCUUUCUUGCCAAUCAACGUUGUUAUUUGUGCAGGUUUAAUUUUACCAAAUCCAGCAAUCGGAACAACUAUUUUCUGGCAAUGGAUAAAUCAAUCAUACAAUAUUGCAUUGAAUCAUGCAAAUAGAAAUGCUAGUAAUACAAUGAGUACUCAACAAAUUUUUAAGUCAUAUGUAUCGGCAGUUGGUAUUUCAUGUUCUCUGGCGGUAGGUCUUGGAUAUGGAGUCAAUAGAUUAAAGAUUCCAAGUGUAGCAGUACAGAAUGGUUUGAAGAUGUUGGUGCCAUUCACAGCAGUCACAACAGCUGGUGUUGCCAACGUUCUGAUUAUGCGUGGCAAUGAGAUGAAGGAUGGUAUCGACGUGAAGGACAAGUUUGGUCAGAUCCACGGAAAGAGUCAAGAAGCAGGAAAGAUGGCAGUUUACAAGGUAGCAUUCUCGAGAGUUGCAACUUCAUUCCCAGCGCUGCUGCUGCCACCCAUCGUCAUGAGUUUUGUCGAUAAGCUAAAGUUUGUUCAAAAGUAUCCAAAAGUCAAACUACCAAUCAACUUGGCAGUGAUCGCCGCCAUCUUUAACAGCUCUCUACCAGCAGCUAUAGCUCUCUUCCCACAAGAAUCCACCAUAGAGACUAGCAAAUUAGAGCCAAGAUUCCACAACCUCAAAGACAAAGAUGGUAACCUGAUAAAAGAAUUUAUUUAUAACAAAGGUUUAUAA
Molecule: messenger RNA, 1011 nt
Organism: Heterostelium album PN500
Lineage: Eukaryota; Evosea; Eumycetozoa; Acytosteliales; Acytosteliaceae
Gene: sfxn
Product: sideroflexin family transporter
Exons: 5
Coding region: 1-1011 (336 amino acids)
Biological process (GO): mitochondrial transmembrane transport; monoatomic ion transport
Cellular component (GO): mitochondrial inner membrane
Molecular function (GO): monoatomic ion transmembrane transporter activity
Source: RefSeq, a predicted model, not a curated record